This is a messenger RNA of Carassius carassius (crucian carp), 3243 nucleotides long. Its product is annotated as NACHT, LRR and PYD domains-containing protein 12-like. The record is from RefSeq and is a predicted model, not a curated record. The coding region runs from base 1 to 3168 and encodes 1055 amino acids. Lineage: Eukaryota; Metazoa; Chordata; Actinopteri; Cypriniformes; Cyprinidae. The transcript has 12 exons. Gene Ontology annotation, molecular function: protein binding.
AUGGUUUCAGUUCAUCAGAGGCGAUCAGAACAAGAGCCCAGCUGUAUGUCUAUGAGGAGUGAUUCGUCUGUGGAUCAGCCAUUAGAUUUUGAGAGUAGAGAAAGACAGACUGAUCUCAGCCAUGAUGUCCUAAACGCAUUUAGAUCAAAUCUGAUAAAGAAGUUUCAGUGUCUGUAUGAAGGAACAGCAAAGCAGGGAAACCCAACACUCCUGAAUGAUAUCUACACAGAGCUCUACAUCACGGAGAGUGAGAGUGGAGAGAUCAGUAAUGAGCAUGAGGUGACGCAGAUUGAGAGACAAUCCAGGAGAGCAGCAACAGAGGACACAUUGAUCAAAUGUAGUGACAUCUUUAGACCUUUACCUGAACAAGACAAACCCAUCAGAACUGUGCUGACAAAAGGAGUCGCUGGCAUUGGAAAAACAGUCUCUGUGCAGAAGUUCAUCCUGGACUGGGCUGAAGGACAAGAGAAUCAGGACGUCCAGCUCAUAUUUCCUCUUCCUUUCAGAGAGCUCAAUCUAAUGAAGGGGAAAACACUCAGACUUUCAGAUCUUCUUUAUGUAUUUUUCCCUGAAACAAAAGAAAUGGAAAUAUCCAGUGACAAAUAUAAAGUGUUGUUCAUCUUUGAUGGUCUGGACGAGUGUCGUCUGUCUCUGGAUUUUCAGAGCGAUGUGAGGUUGUGUGAUGUAAGUGAAUCAGCAUCAGUGAACGUGCUGCUGAAGAACCUCAUUGUGGGGAAUCUGCUUCCCUCUGCUCUCAUCUGGAUCACCUCCAGACCAGCAGCAGCUGAUCUCAUCCCCUCUGAGUGUGUCCAUCGAGUGACAGAGGUACGAGGCUUCAGUGAUCCACAGAAGGAGGAAUACUUCAGGAAGAGAAUCAGAGAUCACAGUCUGGCUGAUAGGAUCCUUUCACAUCUGAAGUCAUCAAGGAGCCUCUUCAUCAUGUGCCACAUCCCAGUCUUCUGCUGGAUCUCAGCCACUGUUCUGGAGAAGAUGUUGAGUCAAGCAGAGAGUGGAGAGAUUCCCAAGACUCUCACUCAGAUGUACACACACUUCCUGAUGCUUCAGACCAACAUCAAACAUGACAAGGACUAUGAGAAUAACAUGACUGUUAAAGACAUGAUCCUCAAACUGGGGAAAGUGGCUUUUCAGCAGCUUGUGAAAGGCAAUGUGAUCUUCUAUGAGGAAGACCUUAGAGAGGGUGGCAUUGAUGUGACAGAAGCAUCAGUGUACUCAGGAUUGUGCACUCAGAUCUUUAGAGAGGAGCUUGGCUUGUUUCAGGGGAAAGUCUUCUGCUUUGUUCAUCUGAGCAUUCAGGAACAUCUAGCAGCUCUAUAUGUGCACCUCUCCUGCAUAAACAACAACAUAAAUGCGUUUGACCAAAUCAUUAAACAGAGUUUGUGGUGUACAUUUAAGGACUGGUUUCAACUUCAUUCAUCAAAGCAUGUUUCAUUGUCUGAGUUGCAUCAGAGAGCUGUGGAUGAGGCUCUACAGAGUGAAAAUGGACACCUGGACAUUUUCCUUCGGUUCUUUCUGGGUCUCUCAGUGAAGUCUCAUCAGAUUCUCCUACUAAUGAAAUUGACAAGAAGAAGCUCUGACAGCAAUGAGGCAGAAACUGGCAGAAAUAAGAAAACAGUUAAGUACAUCAAGAAGAAGAUCAUGAUCAUUAAGGCUCCAGAGAAAUCCAUCAAUCUGUUCCACUGUCUGAAUGAACUGGGUGAUCAUUCACUAGUGGAAGAAAUUCAGCGUUAUUUGAAAUCCGGAAGAAUAAAAAAAGCCAAACUUUCUUCAUCUCAGUGGUCAGCUGUAGUUUUUGUGUUGUUGACAUCAGAGAAGAAGCUGGAUGAGUUUGAUAUAAAUGAAUUUGUUGGAGAAAAAAAUGAUACCGAAAAACAGCAAAUUUUUAAGAAGCUGUUGCCUGCGAUUAAAGAAUCCAGAUCAGUUCAGUUAAGUGACUGUGGUCUCACAGAUGAAGGUUGUGCUGCUCUGGCUUUAGCACUGAGAUUAAACCCUUCACAACUGAGAGGACUGGAUCUGUCUGGAAAUAAACUAAGAGAUUCAGGAUUCAUGCUGCUCUCUGCUGUACUACAGAAUCCUGAAUGUAAAGUGGAGGAAUUGUGGUUGAGUGAUUGUGGUCUCACACAUGAAGGUUGUGCUGUUCUGGCUUCAGCUUUGAGAUUAAACCCCUCUCACAUAAAAGGACUGAAACUGUGUGGGAAUAAACUGGAUGAUUCAGGAAUCAUUCUGCUGUCUGCUGUACUAAAGAAUCCUGACUGUAAACUGGAUAUAUUGUGGUUGAGAGAUUGUGGUUUCACAGAUGAAGGUUGUGCUUUUCUGACUUCAGCUCUGAGAUCAAACCCUGAACACCUGAGAGAACUGAAUUUGUCUCGUAAUAAUAUAGGAGAUUUAGGAGUCAUGCUGCUGUCUGAUGUACUACAGCAUCCUGAUUGUAAACUCGAGAAACUGUGGUUGAGCUACUGUGGUCUCACAGAUUUAGGAUUUGCUGCUCUGGCUUCAGCUCUGACAUCAAACCCUGAACACCUGAGACAACUUAAACUCUCUGGAAAUAAACUAGGAGUUACAGGGGCCAUGCUACUGUCUGAUAUAAUGCAAAAUACUGACUGUAAACUGGAGAAACUGCAGUUGAGUAAUUGUGGUCUCACAGAUGAAGGUUUCUCUGCUCUGGCUUCAGCUUUGAUAUUAAACCCCUCACAUCUGAGAGAACUAAAUCUGUCAUUUAAUAAACUAGAAGUAACAGGAGUUACACUGCUAUCUACUGUACUACAGGAUCCUGACUGUAACCUGGAGAAACUGUGGUUGAGGACAUGUGGUCUCACAGAUGAAGGUUGUGCUGUUCUGACUUCAGCUCUGAGAUCAAACCCUGAACACCUGAAAGAACUGGAUCUGUCUUGGAAUAAAAUAGGAGAUUUGGGCAUAAAACAUCUCUCUGCUGGACUUAAAGAUCCUCACUUUAAACUGCAGAAACUGGAGUUAAGGCGUUGUGGCGUCACAGUUGAAGGAUGUGCUGCUUUGGCUUCAGCUCUGAAAUCAAACCCUGAACAUCUGAGAUAUGUGAAUCUGUCUGGAAAUGAACUACAAAAAUCAGACGUGAAGUGUCUCUCUGAUCUAAAGGAUAAUCCACUUUAUAAACUAGAGAAACUAUACUCUUGACUCUCAGUAUUUAGACGUCAGUCCAGUUUUCUCAGGAUCAGCUGAUGGUGAAUAAAGAGCUUCUACAGAGACACA